CGUAGAUACUUGACUGUUGUUUCGAGCUAUGUGUAUAACCAGCUAAUGGGCCAAGAAGCGUUUGUUUGCUUGACAGUAGCGUCAAAUUAAAUUGGCAAUAGGCAAAACACGAAAAUGAGUGAAAUACACCGCUUAAAAUCGCAAAUAGUUUCCCGAUUUUCGCUUGGAGGUUUUCAGAUUCGAAGUGAGGCCAGCACGUUUCUUGCCCAACAACUUCAGCCUCUUGACGACGCAGAACGCAAGAAAUGGAUCACGAAUGUGGCCAAUCAUGUGCAGGGGCAGUGUUUGAACCUUCCCGUUAUAGAAAAACAACACAUAGAACUGGCCAUCAAGGAAGCGAACAACACAGGAUUAGAUGAUACCGAGACGAUUUUCCGUGUCAUCAGUGCUUUUGAGGUGCCUUCAUUCGUGUACUGUGCGGAGAAAAAAAAGUUUCUGCCAGACACCAACAAGCGAAGUUUAUUGGCCACACCGGAUGGUAAGUCUAGCUACAUUCGCGAACGAUACUGGUUGCUGUGGCAGAAGACAAGCCGCCACGAAACAUUCUCCCAGCGCACGACACCUGGCAUGGAGGCACCGGGCAAUAGAAACAAACUCAGCCUACGGAAAGUAGAGAAUAUACUCUCAACCUCGAAAAUGAACGAUGUUGUCUUGCUGGGAUUAUUGACGCAGCUAACGGAAGGUCGUUAUUAUUUGGAAGAUCCUACUGGAUCGAUUCCGAUCGACAUAAGCACGGCAACCUACUCGCCGGGACUGUUUUGUGAGGGAUGUUUCUUGCUUGCGUACGGUAAAUAUCGAGACGGUGUAUUGAAUGUAGAGGAGAUUGGAUUUCCAAUGCCGGAGCUUGCUACUAACAGUAGAGCGUUCUUUGGAACCGUGAACAGUUGGGGUGGUCCCUCAAAAACGCUUCUGAAAUACUCUCGCAAUCUAAACGAUUUGGAGAAAGCCAAUGUGGAGCACAGUCUUGUGUUUCUGUCCGAUUGUUGGCUGGACAAUCCGAUCGUGAUGGAAAAGUUGGAACAAUUGCUGAGAGGAUACGAUGAUUUCCCCCCGGUAGCGAUAGUACUUAUGGGACCAUUCGCAAGAAGCAUCGAGAAUGUCUACACACUAAAAGGUCACUUUAUAAAGCUCGGUGAAAUAUUGUCCAGUUGUGAGAAGCUAAAAUCGCAAACCGAUUUAGUUAUUGUGCCUUCCAUUGAUGAUCCCGCAGCUGCGAAUAUCUUACCUCGACCUCCUGUACCAGAAGCUUUAGCAGGAGAGCUGAAAAAACGAUUCCCUAGAACUAUUUUGACCACAAAUCCGUGCCGGUUGCAAUACUGUACUCAGCAAAUUGUUGUGUGUCGUGCCGAUUUGGUAACCAAAUUGUGUCGAAAUACGAUACAUUUUCCCAAAGAAGGACUAUUAGAAGAGCAUUUUGCCCGGACAAUUAUUAAUCAGAAUACGUUAGCGCCUUUAACACCGAUUGCGUUUCCUACACACUGGAAUUAUGAUGCUGCCCUCUCUCUCUAUCCGUUACCUGAUUUAAUCGUUAUAGGGGAUCCAUGUCAAGGCUUUCAUACAACUGAACAGGAGUGCACUGUUAUGAAUGUGGGAUCCUUUCCGAAAUCAAAAUAUGCAUUUAAGGUGUAUUAUCCCUCUAGCAGAACAGUUGAAGAUUCGCAAAUACCUGAUGAGGAGUAAACAAAUAUUUAAGUACACAGAACAAUCGCGAAUAAAUGUAAAAAUAACUUUUAAACAA
Molecule: messenger RNA, 1738 nt
Organism: Anopheles arabiensis
Lineage: Eukaryota; Metazoa; Arthropoda; Insecta; Diptera; Culicidae
Gene: DNApol-epsilon58
Product: DNA polymerase epsilon subunit 2
Exons: 3
Coding region: 115-1680 (521 amino acids)
Biological process (GO): DNA-templated DNA replication; error-prone translesion synthesis
Cellular component (GO): epsilon DNA polymerase complex
Molecular function (GO): DNA binding
Source: RefSeq, a predicted model, not a curated record